Messenger RNA from Rattus norvegicus (Norway rat), 1356 nucleotides. Lineage: Eukaryota; Metazoa; Chordata; Mammalia; Rodentia; Muridae. The record is from RefSeq and is a predicted model, not a curated record.
CAUGGCCUAACAAGCGCCAGCUGCAGCUUGUGGAACUGUGCGGCGCGCGCCUCUGCAGCUGUGCCAAAGGCUCAAGCCCGGGCACAGGCGCGUGGCCCCAAGCUCUUCAAGCUCGGCGGUGGCGUGAUCCCCGACCCGGGAUCUGAUCCUGGUUGUGGAAUUGAUUAGGUGCCUUUUUGGAGAGUUUUCAGUGUAAAGUAGGAUUUUGCUGUAAAAGAAGAUCUAAGAUCCUUUGUGAAGGUACCACCCCAAGAAGCAAUCAUGCCGAUAGAAGGCGGGAAAACGGAUAUGGAGAGGAUUGGCCUCUUCAGUGAGAUGGAAUACAUCACAGUGGGCGACAGAUAUGUGUCACCAUUUAAUCGACCCUUCAAUGAGGCUGCAAGCAAAAAUAGACAGAUGCUCCCUGGGGGGACCAAAGAAAUGUCCAAUCUCCAGGCAGGGUACUUUGAUCCCCAGUUCGCAAGGAUUUUUGAAGGGGAAGGCUACCUGAAUUUGAAUCAAGUGAGGAGACAGUAUAUGAUGGCAGAAGCCAAGAAGAACCUAGGCAAAGCCUUCAUUCCUAGUAGCGGAGAGAAAAAGCCAAGUGGAUUAGGAAGCUAUUAUGGAACCAUCGGCGGCCCUGUCCCAUUCUUUAGCGCUCAGAUAAAACCCAGGGACAAAUAUCAGCCACCGGGGAAGAAUUUAUACACCAACCCGGGAAAAAAAGGAACUGGAUACGGUUAUGCCAAUGUUACCAUAGGCAGGCAGCUUUCACACUCUUCUGACUUGUACGAUGCAGCGAAACAGAAUUUUAAGAAAGAAAGUGAAGAACACCAUCGGUUAAUGAAAGGGUCACCUUUCAAGCUGCAUCUUCACCCAAAGGACUAUUUUGAUACUAACCCUUAUUUUUUAGAGCAUCCUUUACCUCCACUGAGGAGAGAGGAAAAGAAGGAGUCUUCUGUAAAGCCCUUUAAGCCCUCCUCUCCUGGCAAAAAGGCUGGUGGAAUGAAAGCAGGAACAUUUGAACCUUACCCAUCACACUCAGCUGACCCUUAUGUGGUGAAAGUGGGAAAGGUGAUGCCUUCGAAAGGUGAAAAGGUUUUCCACCCACCAAACGGACCAAAAAGCAGACCCAUUGAAAGUAUAAUGGCGCUGAAUGUCAGAAGGGCACUAAAUGUGAAGAACUACAAGAAUGCCUCCUCUUCCACACUGGAAAAACAGCUAGUUUACUAGAUCCUCUUGGAAGCGCAGAGAAUUCACAAUGUUCUGGAACAAGCAGCUCUGCAGCAGCUAAAGGAAAUUUAAACAUGAGGCUCAACUCUAAUGUCCUUCCUGAUUUUAAUGCUUUUUAAUAAAUAAUGUUGGCUAAUGACUUAA